GCGGCCUUCACAGAUCAAGCGAUUACAAGAAUCAGUGAAGCACAUGAUAGCAAGAUGGUGGUGAAUCAGAAGACUCCGUCACAGCAUAAUUCCACGCUAUACAUAUCACCGCUUAUAAACAAUCGAAGACAAGAUGUGUUUAUAACCCCUCCUAAUCCGGCACCAAAUUUAUUUCAUACACCAGGAUCAGAUACUUCAUCAUUCUAUAAUUUAGAUAGAACAAGUGCUAAUAACCAGUCAACACAUAAUGCGAGUAACUAUCCAAGCGAACCAUUGACUAGAGCAGAGAAAUUGAGACUAUGGAGACACGAUGCGUUGAUGCAGCAUCAUUAUAAGAAUGCAGAAUAUAUUGGGGAUAAAGUACUUUCAUUAACGAAUGAUCCAAAUGAUGCGUUUUGGUUAGGGCAAGUUUACUUUAAUAGCGGGAACUAUUUGAGGGCCAAGCAGUUACUAACCAGUAAACCUGAAUAUGAAAAAUCCGUUAGUUGUAGAUAUUUAGCUGCUUAUUCAUUAAUUAAAUUAGAAUUAUGGGAUGAUGCGCUUGAUUUGAUUGGAGAAACAAAUCCAUUUCAUAAAGAUGACAAUUACCAAGUUAGAAAUGCAGAUGGUGGAAUAAAGUUAGAAGCAUCAAUGUGUUAUUUAAGAGGUUUAAUUUAUGCUAAUCAAAAUAACUUUGAAAAGGCCAAAGAAUCAUAUAAAGAAGCAGUUUUAGUUGAUGUUAAAUGUUUUGAGGCAUUUAAUGAGUUAAUUUCCAAUGAUUUUAUGACACCAAGUGAAGAAUGGGAAUUCAUAACUACUUUGAAUUAUAGAGAUGCUGAUGAUAAUGAUGAGUUAAUUAAAUUACUUUAUACCUCUCGAUUAAGUAAGUAUUUGAAUAUUCUGAAAUUUGAAGAAGCAGAGAGUAUAUUAAAGGAAGAAUAUAGAUUGGGAGAGAAUAGUGAUAUACUCCUUAGUCGAGCUGAUUUUCUUUAUAUUCAAUGUAAUUUUGAUGAAUGCUUAACGAUCUGUGAAAAGAUAUUAAGUAAAGAUCAAUAUAAUUUUAAUUUGAUGCCCAAUUACCUAAGUUGUCUUUAUGAAUUAGGAGGUAAAAAUAAAUUGUUUUUGAAAGCACACCAAUUAGCAGAAAAUCAUCCAACAAAUCCAAUGACAUGGUUGGCAAUUGGAAUCUAUUAUUUAUCAAUUAAUAAAGUAAUUGAAGCAAGAAAAUUUUUCAGUAAAGCAACAUUAUUAAAUCCAAAUUUUGGACAAGCAUGGAUUGGCUUUGCUCAUACAUUUGCAGCAGAGGGAGAACACGAACAAGCUAUCAGUGCCUAUGCAUUUGCAACUAGAUUAUUCCCCGGAACUCAUUUGCCAAAUUUAUUUUUAGGAAUGCAACAUUUACAAAUGAAUAAUUUAAAUUUGGCAGAAGAAUAUUUAUUAGCAUCCUACCAAAUAUGUAAUUCCGAUCCUUUGUUACUAAAUGAAUUGGGAGUGAUUUAUUUCCAUAAGGAAUCAUUAAUGAAGGCAGAAAUGUUCUUCCAAGAAGCAUUAGGAGCAGCCAAAUAUUUAAAUUCCGAUCUGAAAACUUGGAUAUCAAUCCACGCAAACUUGGGACAUGUUUAUAGAAGAGGUAAUCAAUUAUACCGAGCAUUAGAAUGCUUUAAUCAAGUUUUAAAAAUAAGUCAUAAAAAUGAUUCAAACAUUUUAUCAGCAACUGGGUUAAUUUACCUUAAAUUAGGUAAUUUUUUCAAAGCCAUUGAUAUUUUACAUGAUGCUCUUGCAAUAAGUCCAAACGAUUCCGUGGCAUCGGAUCUCUUGAAAAGAGCACUCGAAGCAAAUAAAGACAAGAAUGAAAUAUUCAUGAAAUCAAUCGAAUCCCAAGAAUUAAACUUACCUACUCUACAAUACAGAAAACAUAAAUCCAAUAAUAUACUGGAACCCUUGGAGCAGGAAGAACAACCAAUCCUCAAUUCCUCCUUCAUUGCAAACUCCGACGAAGUGUCCACCUUAGCAAACGAACUAAAACGCGGUGAAGAAACAAGCGAUGACGACGAUGGCGAAAUCAUGGAUAUCGAAAGCGAUUAGCAGUAUUCGCGUAUAUAUCUAUAUAUUUAUCUUUUUUUUUUCUUCUCUGUAUUGAUGCAUAACCUUAAAUAACCGUAAAUGUUCGAAUUGAAAACAAACAUCCCGUUUCCUGUUGAUGUUAAACGGUGAAUGUUGGUUUCGAUUGCAGCGUGAUUUAGUUUUGUUUUAGUCUUACAGAUCCUAUUUUGGAUUUUAACCAGGUACCGUCACCGAAAGAGAAAAAUCUAUUUGUUGAUACUAUUCAAUAAUGGUCGUUAUGUGGUGCGAUUUUCCACGCUGUUCGGUGCCCCUGUUUGGUUAUCGACCAAUUCAGUCAUUGUAUUAUUACAUUCUGUCUCCUCGUCAAAAUAUUUAAGCUAUUUCAAGUAUAAAUAAUAUACGGUUCCUUCUUCUCUAUACUCAAUUUUUU
Hyphopichia burtonii NRRL Y-1933 is the source of this 2473-nucleotide messenger RNA. RefSeq names its product anaphase promoting complex subunit. The transcript has a single exon. Bases 55 to 2064 code for a protein of 669 amino acids. Gene Ontology annotation, molecular function: protein binding. The record is from RefSeq and is a predicted model, not a curated record. Gene Ontology annotation, biological process: cell division. Lineage: Eukaryota; Fungi; Ascomycota; Pichiomycetes; Serinales; Debaryomycetaceae.